Pipistrellus nathusii (Nathusius's pipistrelle) is the source of this 1170-nucleotide messenger RNA. The record is from the annotation of a GenBank genome assembly. Lineage: Eukaryota; Metazoa; Chordata; Mammalia; Chiroptera; Vespertilionidae.
AUGCGCACCACCACGCUCCUGGCCCUGCUGGCGCUGGUCCUGCUCUACCUGGUGCUGGGCGCGCUGGUGUUCCGGGCGCUGGAGCAGCCCCUGGAGCAGCAGGCCCAGCGGGAGCUGGGGGAGGUCCGGGAGAGGUUCCUGCGGACCCACCCGUGCGUGAGCGACGGGGACCUGGGGCUCCUCAUCAAGGAGGUGGCCGAUGCCCUGGGCGGGGGCGCAAACCCUGAUACCAACUCCACGAGUCACGGCAACUACUCCGCCUGGGACCUGGGCGCCGCCUUUUUUUUCUCCGGCACCAUCAUCACCACCAUCGGCUAUGGCAACGUAGCCCUGCGCUCAGACGCCGGCCGCACCUUCUGCAUCGUCUACGCGCUGGUGGGCAUCCCGCUGUUCGGGUUCCUGCUGGCAGGGGUCGGGGACCGGCUGGGCUCCGCCCUGCGCCACGGCAUCGGCCACAUUGAAGCCAUCUUCCUGAAGUGGCACGUGCCCAAGGAGCUGGUGCGGGUCCUGUCGGCGGUGCUCUUUCUGCUGGUCGGCUGCCUGCUGUUUGUGGUCGCCCCCAUGUUCGCCUUCUGCUACACCGAAGGCUGGAGCAAGCUGGAAGCCAUCUACUUCGUGGUGGUGACGCUCACCACCGUGGGGUUCGGGGACUAUGUGGCCGGCGCGGACCCCGGCCACACGCACGCAGCCUACCAGCCGCUGGUGUGGUUCUGGAUCCUGCUGGGCCUGGCCUACUUUGCCUCGGUGCUCACCACCAUCGGGAACUGGCUGCGCGCCGUGCUCCGCCGCACGCGGGCCGAGAUGGGCGGCUUCACGGCCCAGGCCGCCAGCUGGACCGGCACCGUGACGGCGCGGGUGACCCAGCGAGGCGGGCCCGCCGCCCCGCCGUCGCCGGAGAAGGAGCGGCCGCCGCCCGCGCCCCCCGCGCCCCCGGAGAAGGCCGCCCCGCCCCCCGCCUCCCCGCCCUCCGCCCCCGCGCCCCCGGCCUCGGCGCUGGACUACCCGGGCGAGGGCCUGGCCUUCAUCGACGACUCCUCCGACACGCAGAGCGAGCGCGGCGGCGGGGUGGCCCGCGCGCCCCGGGGCCGCCGCCGCGCCCCGCGCCCCGCCAGGAGGCCCGCCCGGCCCCGCGGCCCCCGGCGCCCCCGCCACCAGGGCGCGCCGGUGUAG